Molecule: messenger RNA, 186 nt
Organism: Racocetra persica
Lineage: Eukaryota; Fungi; Glomeromycota; Glomeromycetes; Diversisporales; Gigasporaceae
Source: the annotation of a GenBank genome assembly
GAAUUUAACAUGUUACCACAGGAAUUUAACAUGUCACCUCAGAACAUUAUGGACAUUUCAUUAAAUAAUGAAAUUCCUAGACCUAACGAUGCAUUCAACACAUUUGGAAUUAUUACUCAAAAUCCUAAUAUUAGCAUGAACGAGUUUACAUUUUCGAAUUUUGCUGACAUGACAAAUUAUAAUUAA